This is a messenger RNA of Candidula unifasciata, 834 nucleotides long. The record is from the annotation of a GenBank genome assembly. Lineage: Eukaryota; Metazoa; Mollusca; Gastropoda; Stylommatophora; Geomitridae.
AUGCCUUGCUAUAUUCUGUACCGAUUUGAUUCCAGAAACAACGCAGGCUAUGAAUGGCUGUUAAUAUCAUGGACGCCAGACUUUGCGCCUGUGAGACAGAAAAUGUUGUAUGCAGCCACCCGAGCAACAAUGAAAUCUCUCUUUGGUGGUGGUCAGAUCAAAGAUGAAAUAUUUGGGACAGUGCGGAGUGAUGUUUCCUUAUCGGGCUACCACAAACAUGUGCAGGCUUCGCUGGCCCCGGCCCCUCUCACGAUGGCAGAGGAAGAGCUUCAGUACAUUAAACAGAAUGAGGUGAAUGCACACAUUAACGUCGACACCAAGUCACAAACAAUGCAGGGUGUGGCUUUUCCUCUGACGUCCAAUGCUGAACAUGCCUUAGCCUCUUUCCGGGAUGGAGCUGUCAAUUAUGUUCAGUUGAGUCUAGACCUUGUUAAAGAGGUGGUGGAUGUGGAGACCACAGACAACAUUCACGUCAACAAGCUGGUGUCCCACAUCCCCACAGAAAGUGCCCGGUAUCACCUUUUCAACUUUAGCCACACACACGAGGGAGAUUCUCUGGAUAGUGUCGUAUUCAUCUACUCCAUGCCUGGCUACAAAUGCUCCAUCAGAGAAAGGAUGUUGUACUCCAGCUGCAAGUCCCCGCUGGUCGACUCCAUCACACGUGCUGGUAUCCAGGUUGAGAAAAGGAUCGAGGUUGACGACCCCUCAGAAGUAACAGAGGAGUUUAUUUAUGAUGAAAUACAUCCCAAGAAAAACGCCGUCCGCCAGGCCUUUGCUAAACCAAAAGGACCUGCGGGGAGAGGACCCAAACGAAUGACCAAACCCCAAGAUUAA